Molecule: messenger RNA, 204 nt
Organism: Batrachochytrium dendrobatidis JAM81
Lineage: Eukaryota; Fungi; Chytridiomycota; Chytridiomycetes; Rhizophydiales
Exons: 1
Coding region: 1-204 (67 amino acids)
Source: RefSeq, a predicted model, not a curated record
AUGGCCAUUGACGUGAAUUCUGCAUUGAAAACCUCGAUUAAACAAAUAUUCUGUGGUACCAAUCAUGAGCAAACGGAUUUGGCAAACAAGGUCAUUGAACAGCGCUACAACAAACGCAUUGCAAACUAUGAUGAACUUGAAUCAUUGGUAUCAGAAUGGGGUGGAAAGUUGGACGAGUCGGCUCAUGCAAGAAUCAAGUUUUAA